GAAGAGUGCUGAUAUUGGUUUUUAUUUUUGGUGACUAGGGCUUUUGUUUCUAUGUGGGGAUGUUUUUCUUCCCCUGCUCCAACCCAACCCUUGUCUGUGGUGGGCUCAAGUUUCAUGAUUGGUUCAGACCCCUCACUCUAUUUCUUGCAAGAUUAGAAACGUUUUAUUAAUUAAUAGUAAUUCAGGUGCAACACAACCUUAUAAGAGAGCAGCCCCAACCCCCUCCAUCCAUGAACUCCCAAAGCAGUUGAAAAGCUGCCUUCCAUUGAGCAUGAGACAGGCUCAUUUCCCCAUCAAAAUAAAAAAUAAAACAAUAGGGAACGCAGCGUAAGAGAGAGCCUUUUCUUCCUCGGGUUCCUCAAGCUCUGUCUCCCCCUGUUUUUCCAACCCCAUCUCUUUCCUAUCUCUUCAUCUCCUGAGCCAUCCCCCUGUCCCAUACCACCUCUCAAACUCUUUUAUUGCAUAACCUUUACAUCCAAUGCUGAAUAUAUAAACAUCAAAUUUUUCGAAAAUUUUUUGGAGUGCGGUCAAAGCUCUAAACAUCAGACACCACCAAAUGCUAGGUUCGACAGUGCCGGCAACCCCGGCCCUCCCCAGCAACAAUAACAUCACCUCCUCCUCCUUCCCCUGCUUGGAGGACGCCACCAAUAGCAAGAGGAAGAGAAGGCCAGCAGGAACUCCAGACCCGGAUGCGGAGGUGGUGUCGCUGUCGCCGAGGACGCUGCUGGAGUCGGACCGCUACGUGUGCGAGAUCUGCAACCAGGGGUUUCAGAGGGACCAGAACCUGCAGAUGCACCGGCGGCGGCACAAGGUGCCGUGGAAGCUGCUGAAGCGGGACGCGGCGGAGGUGCGGAAGCGGGUGUUCGUGUGCCCGGAGCCGAGCUGCCUGCACCAUGACCCGUGCCACGCCCUCGGCGACCUCGUCGGCAUCAAGAAGCACUUCCGGCGCAAGCACAGCAGCCACAAGCAGUGGGUCUGCGCCCGCUGCUCCAAGGCCUACGCCGUCCAGUCCGACUACAAGGCCCACCUCAAGACCUGCGGCACCCGUGGCCACUCCUGCGACUGCGGCCGCGUCUUCUCCCGGGUGGAGAGCUUCAUAGAGCACCAGGAUGCCUGCAAUGGCGGCCGAGCUCGUGCCGACCUGCAACAAACUCCGCCGCGCGCCUGCCUAACGCGGACCGCAUCGAGCCCGAGCCCUUCUAGUGACACCAAUUUCAGCAGUGGGGCGCCCACAUGGCCCAGCCUGCGAACGCCGGCUUCCGCCUCUGCUUUCCAACCUCCUCCACCAUCCGACCACCGCCGCCCCCACAGCGUCGAGCUCCAACUUCUCCCCGCAUCCAAUUCCCACCCCGCCACCACCACCACCACCGCGACCCUCUCCCCCGCCUCCCACGAGGCCCAUGCCACCAAAUUGCAGCUGUCGAUCGGACCUAGCGACAGCAAACGGGCCCCGGUCAAUGGUGAACGGACAUCAAGGACCAACGGCAAGGCUCAGGAGAAGCAAAGGCUUGCAAUGACUGAGAAGGCAUUGGCUGAUGAAGCAAGGCUGCAAGCCAAGAGGCAAGUGGAGUUGGCCGAGCAGGAAUUCGCCGAUGCUAAGAGGAUUCGACAGCAAGCAAUGGCUGAGCUUGAGAAUGCUUGUGUCAUCAGGGACAACACAAUGAAGCGAAUCAACUCGAUGCUUCUCCAGAUGACUUGCCGUGCUUGCAGGCAGCAGUUCCGGGCUAAUUCCGUCGUGCCCGCCGACGAGAACGAACUCCCUGCAGUGAGCUUUGUGUCAUCGGUUGUAACUGAGGGCGACGGAGAUGAAAAUAGCAACCAGCGCCACCCCCUGAAGAUCUUCAACGCAUAUUCGGAAGUUGAACAUGAGAGGUGGGAGAGGGGAGAGGGGCGUGGAUCUAGCAACAACCAACCUUGUGCUCGUUUGCUUCUAUUUUUUUGUUAAUUAUUUGAACCAAGGAAGAAGGUGACAAUGAUGAUGAUGAUGGGUUU
Molecule: messenger RNA, 1992 nt
Organism: Phoenix dactylifera (date palm)
Lineage: Eukaryota; Viridiplantae; Streptophyta; Magnoliopsida; Arecales; Arecaceae
Product: protein indeterminate-domain 14-like
Cellular component (GO): nucleus
Molecular function (GO): DNA-binding transcription factor activity
Source: RefSeq, a predicted model, not a curated record